AUGUCAUCGAAUAUUGGUGUGACAACAAAAACAACCGGCAGUGCGAGCACGGUCGCCCAGGAAGAUAUUCCCAGAGACGUCCGUCUCUUACAUCUACUGUUAGCAUCUCAAUCAAUACAUAGAUAUGAAGACCAAGUACCUCUACAAUUAAUGGAUUUCGCAUAUAGAUACACUCAAUCGGUGUUAAAGGAUGCCAUUGUGUAUAAUGACUAUGCAAUUGAGAAUUCAGCUGUAUCUGGAAAUGCUGGUGCCAACUCUUCCUCUGGUGCAGGUUCAGGGUCUGGUGCAGGUGCAGGUUCUGGCAGUGGGAACGCUGGUGGUAACGCUGGUGGGUCUGGCUCUACUGGCGCAGGUGGCUCGAGUUCAAAUGCUGGAAAUAGCCAAAGACUAACGGUAGAGGAUAUACGGCUGGCAAUCGCUGCGAGAACACAAUACCAGUUCAAACCAACUGCUCCAAAGGAACUGUUGCUUCAAUUAGCAUCAGAGAGGAAUAAGAAACCGUUGCCUCAAGUAAUGGGCUCUUGGGGGAUAAGAUUACCACCUGAGAAAUAUUGUCUCACAGCAAAAGAAUGGGACCUUGAUGAAGAAAAACCACAAGAUUAG
Vanderwaltozyma polyspora DSM 70294 is the source of this 603-nucleotide messenger RNA. RefSeq names its product chromatin modification protein (gene TAF9). The record is from RefSeq and is a predicted model, not a curated record. The transcript has a single exon. Gene Ontology annotation, molecular function: transcription coactivator activity; protein heterodimerization activity; RNA polymerase II general transcription initiation factor activity. Gene Ontology annotation, cellular component: transcription factor TFIID complex; SAGA complex. Gene Ontology annotation, biological process: DNA-templated transcription initiation; RNA polymerase II preinitiation complex assembly. NCBI's taxonomy places the organism in Eukaryota, Fungi, Ascomycota, Saccharomycetes, Saccharomycetales, Saccharomycetaceae. Bases 1 to 603 code for a protein of 200 amino acids.